Messenger RNA from Photinus pyralis (common eastern firefly), 6471 nucleotides. RefSeq names its product putative U5 small nuclear ribonucleoprotein 200 kDa helicase (gene l(3)72Ab). NCBI's taxonomy places the organism in Eukaryota, Metazoa, Arthropoda, Insecta, Coleoptera, Lampyridae. Bases 26 to 6436 code for a protein of 2136 amino acids. Gene Ontology annotation, cellular component: nucleus. The transcript has 11 exons. Gene Ontology annotation, molecular function: nucleic acid binding; ATP binding; ATP hydrolysis activity. The record is from RefSeq and is a predicted model, not a curated record.
CUUGAUUUGAUUUGGUAAAUCGAACAUGGCGGAUGCUGCGGCUCGCCAGCUUCAAUACGAAUAUAAAGCGAACUCAAAUCUCGUUCUACAAGCUGACGUUCGUCUCAUCGAACGCAGAAGUAGAGAUGAAGCCACCGGAGAAGUUAUGUCCCUCGUGGGCAAACUGGUCGGAACAAGAAUGGGAGAUCGUGCCCAAAGAACGAAACCUGGCAAAGCGGAGGAACGAAAAGUCAAGAGGCAAAAGCGCGACGAAGCGCAGUACGAUUUUACAAGAAUGAAGGGUGCUACUUUAUUAUCGGAGGGUAUAGACGAAAUGGUUGGUAUCAUUUAUAAACCUAAAACGCAAGAAACUCGACAAACUUAUGAGGUUUUGCUUAGCUUCCUUCAAGAAGCUCUGGGUGAUCAGCCGAGGGAUAUUCUUUGUGGGGCGGCUGAUGAAAUUUUGUCGGUUUUGAAGAAUGAUCGCUUAAAAGAUAAGGAGAAGAAGAAGGAAACGGAAGCUCUGUUAGGCAGUAUUGCUGAUGAAAGAUUUGCAUUGUUGGUCAACUUGUGCAAGAAGAUCACCGAUUUUGGAAAUGAAGAGACGAAAACUACCAAUGUUGGUGAAGAAAACAUAGACGAAACGUAUGGUAUCAAUGUGCAGUUUGAAGAAUCCGAGGAGGAAGACGAUGAGGAUAUGUAUGGUGAGGUGCGCGAGGAAAUGGACGAUGCUGAAGGGGAAGAAGCUAGAGAAGAUGUUGCAAUCCAUGCAGAGAAUCUGGGUGGUGUAGAGGAAUCCAAAAAGGAAAAACCAUUGCAUCCUUUAGAUAUAGAUGCUUACUGGUUACAGCGUCAACUUUCGAAAAUUUACGACGAUGCCAUGGUGUCGCAAGCAAAAGCUGGAGAAGUCCUCAAUGUUCUUCGCGAUGCUAACGAUGAUAGAGAAUGCGAAAAUCAGCUUGUGCUUCUUUUGGGAUAUGAUUGCUUCGAUUUCAUAAAGCUGUUAAAGAAAAAUCGGCAGUUAAUCUUGUAUUGCACCUUGCUUGCAAAAUCGCAAAGUGACUCAGAACGUCAGAAAAUAAGGGAGCGUAUGAGCGAAGAUCCAUCUUUAGCCAGAAUCCUUCGUCACUUAGAUACCGGUAAAAAUGAAGACGAAGAGGAUGAAGAAUCGGCCUCUCGGUCAUCACGACGUAAAGAUCGGCAUAACGAAGCCGAUUCCGGUACAGGUGCGCAAGUGGCGGGGUCCAGACAGCUUGUUGACCUUGAAGACCUGGUUUUCCAACAGGGCUCUCAUUUUAUGGCAAACAAACGUUGCCAAUUGCCAGAUGGCUCAUUUAGAAAACAGCGCAAAGGCUAUGAGGAGGUUCACGUCCCGGCGCUUAAACCUAAGUUCGCGGAAAACGAAAAACUAAUGCAAGUCGAUCAGCUGCCGAAGUAUGUUCAACCGGUAUUCGACGGCUUUAAAACUUUAAAUCGAAUCCAAAGCAAACUAUACAAAAGAGCUUUGGAUUCCGACGAAAAUCUGUUGCUAUGCGCGCCAACAGGUGCCGGUAAAACCAAUGUCGCGCUCUUGUGUAUGAUGCGAGAAAUUGGGAAACACAUUAAUGCGGACGGUACUAUCAAUGCGGAUGACUUCAAAAUUAUUUAUGUCGCCCCGAUGAGAUCUUUGGUGCAAGAAAUGGUGGGUAAUUUCGGAAAGCGUCUCUCCAAUUAUAAUAUAACGGUAUCCGAAUUGACCGGCGAUCACCAGUUAACGCGCGAACAAAUCGGAGCGACCCAAAUUAUUGUGUGCACGCCAGAAAAAUGGGAUAUUAUUACAAGAAAAGGGGGCGAGAAGACGUUUACCUCUUUGGUGAGAUUGAUUAUAAUUGAUGAAAUUCAUUUGCUACAUGACGAACGUGGCCCAGUCUUGGAGGCUUUGGUGGCAAGAACUAUUCGAAUGAUCGAGUCAACACAAGAAGAUGUUAGGUUGGUGGGGUUGUCGGCGACGUUGCCAAAUUAUAAGGAUGUUGCCGCGUUUUUAAGGGUAAAGUUAGACACUGGGUUGUUUUAUUUUGACAACAGUUUUAGACCGGUGGCUUUAGAGCAACAGUACAUUGGUGUUACAGAGAAGAAGGCUUUGAAACGGUAUCAGGUGAUGAACGAAAUUGUUUAUGAGAAGACUAUGGAGCAUGCCGGUCGUAAUCAAGUGUUGAUAUUCGUGCACUCUAGAAAAGAGACGGGUAAGACUGCUCGUGCCAUUAGAGAUAUGUGCUUGGAGAAGGACACACUUGGACAGUUUUUACGUGAAGGAUCAGCAUCUAUGGAGGUUCUUCGAACUGAGGCGGAACAAGUUAAGAAUCACGAGUUGAAGGAUUUGCUUCCCUAUGGUUUUGCGAUUCAUCACGCCGGUAUGACUCGUGUGGACAGGACGUUGGUGGAGGAUUUGUUUGCAGAUCGGCACAUUCAAGUUCUUGUUUCAACAGCGACCUUAGCUUGGGGUGUUAAUCUUCCCGCGCAUACUGUAAUAAUUAAAGGCACUCAAAUUUAUAACCCGGAGAAGGGACGUUGGGUUGAACUUAGUGCUUUGGAUGUUCUUCAAAUGUUGGGACGUGCCGGACGUCCUCAAUAUGAUACCAAAGGUGAAGGAAUUUUAAUUACCAAUCACAGUGAGCUACAGUACUACUUGUCAUUGCUGAAUCAACAGUUACCGAUCGAAUCCCAGCUGGUCUCCAAAUUGCCAGACAUGCUAAAUGCCGAAAUUGUGUUAGGCACAAUUCAAAAUGUUAGAGAUGCGGUCACUUGGUUGGGCUACUCCUAUUUGUAUAUACGAAUGUUGCGCCAGCCCAAUUUGUAUGCAAUUUCCUAUGACGCUCUGAAGCAAGAUCCUUUACUCGAGCAGCAUCGUGCUGAUUUGGUUCAUACGGCGGCUGUGGUACUCGACAGAAGUGGUCUGGUUAAAUAUGAUCGGAAGACUGGACAUUUCCAAGUAACCGAAUUGGGUAGGAUUGCGUCCCAUUAUUAUUGCACCCAUGAAACGAUGUCCACCUACAACCAGUUAUUAAAACCCAUGCUCAGCGAAAUUGAAUUGUUCCGCGUAUUUUCUUUGUCUGGAGAAUUUAAGCACAUUGCGGUGAGGGAAGAAGAAAAGUUGGAAUUGCAGAAACUAAUGGAACGAGUUCCUAUCCCCAUUAAAGAAAGUAUUGAGGAGCCAAGUGCUAAAGUCAACGUUCUUCUGCAGGCCUACAUCUCCCAGUUGAAACUGGAGGGAUUCGCGCUGAUGUCAGACAUGGUCUUUAUAACACAGUCGGCGUCGCGUCUUAUGCGCGCCAUCUUUGAAAUCGUCUUACACAGAGGCUGGGCACAAUUGGCCGACAAAUCCUUGGCCUUAUGUAAAAUGAUUGACCGGCGCAUGUGGCAGUCAAUGUCCCCAUUGAGACAAUUUCGCAAAAUGCCCGAAGAAAUCGUUAAGAAGAUCGAAAAGAAAAAUUUCCCCUGGGAAAGAUUGUACGAUCUUGGGCCAAACGAAAUUGGAGAAUUAAUUCGCGUGCCCAAACUAGGCAAGACCAUUCACAAGUAUGUCCACCAAUUUCCAAAAUUGGAAUUAUCCACUCACAUUCAACCGAUCACACGGUCAACUCUUCGCGUUGAACUCACAAUUACCCCCGACUUCCAAUGGGAUGACAAGCUGCACGGUGCAUCUGAAGCAUUUUGGAUUUUAGUCGAGGAUGUCGAUUCCGAAGUAAUCUUGCAUCACGAGUACUUUUUAUUGAAAGCGAAAUUUUCUGCCGACGAACAUCUCAUCAAGUUUUUUGUACCCGUCUUCGAACCGCUUCCCCCACAAUACUUCCUGAGGAUAGUUUCCGAUCGCUGGAUCGGAUCAGAAACACAAUUGCCUGUUUCGUUCCGCCAUUUAAUCUUGCCAGAGAAAAACUUUCCACCCACCGAACUGUUGGACUUACAACCGUUACCGAUAACCGCCCUACGAAAUUCAAAAUUCGAAUCAUUGUAUGUAGAUAAGUUUCCUCAAUUUAAUCCCAUACAGACCCAAGUAUUUAAUGCUGUGUAUAACAGCGACGACAACGUGUACGUGGGCGCCCCGACGGGCUCUGGCAAAACUGCUAUAGCCGAAUACGCCGUCUUGAGAUUAUUCCAGCAAAACCCAGAGGCGCGUUGCGUCUAUUUGGUGCCGAAAGACGCGUUAGCCGAGUUGGUUUUUGCGGAUUGGCAUAAUAAAUUUGGUCAGCUUUUGAGCAAGAAAGUGGUUUUGCUUACUGGUGAAACUGGAACUGACCUAAAACUGCUGGCCAAGGGUCAAGUGGUGAUUUCGACCGCCGAGAAGUGGGAUAUCCUCUCCAGACGUUGGAAGCAAAGGAAGAAUGUUCAAAACGUUCAUUUGUUUAUCAUUGACGAACUCCAUCUUUUGGGGGGAGAAGAUGGGCCGGUUAUUGAAGUUGUGUGUUCGAGAAUGAGAUACAUUUCAUCACAAAUUGAACGCCCAAUCAGGAUCAUCGCUCUUUCCGCAUCGAUAGCGGACUAUCGAGAUAUAGCCCAAUGGUUGGGUUGCAAUGCGAACGCGACGUUCAACUUUCAUCCCAGUGUUCGGCCAAUAACAUUGGAGCUACACGUUCAAGGCAUCAAUAUCACACAUAAUGCCUCGCGUUUAAUUGCAAUGGCCAAACCUGUCUACAACUCGAUAAUUCGUCACAGUCCCCACAAGCCGGUAAUCAUUUUCGUACCCACACGCAAACAAGCACGAUUAACCGCAAUUGAUAUAUUAACAUACACAUCGGCAGAGGGACAACCCAACAGAUUUUUCCACGCAGAAGAAGAUGACAUCAAACCAUUUUUGGAUAGGAUGUCCGAUAAAACGCUAAAGGAGACUUUGUCGCAAGGAGUCGCAUACAUGCAUGAAGGUCUCACGGCCAGCGACCAUAGACUGGUAGAACAGCUAUUUGAUUCUGGCGCCGUUCAAAUUGCUGUCGUUACGCGAGAUUUAUGUUGGGCUGUAAAUAUCUCCGCCCAUCUUGUAAUAAUUAUGGAUACACAGUAUUAUAAUGGAAAAGUACACGCCUACGAGGAUUAUCCUGUUACCGAUGUACUACAGAUGGUUGGAAGAGCAAACAGACCACUAGAGGAUGACGAUGCUAAAUGUGUGCUGAUGUGCCAAAAUUCUAAAAAAGAUUUCUUCAAAAAGUUUUUAAAUGAUUCUCUUCCUGUUGAGAGCCAUUUAGAUCACAGGCUUCAUGAUCACUUCAACGCAGAAAUUGUUACUAAAACAAUAGAAAAUAAGCAAGAUGCAGUCGACUACUUGACAUGGACGUUUUUGUAUAGAAGGCUUACUCAAAAUCCCAAUUAUUACAACUUGCAAGGAGUGUCACAUCGCCAUUUAUCUGAUCACCUAUCAGAGCUUGUCGAAAACACAUUGUCCGAUCUAGAACAGUCAAAGUGUAUUAGCAUAGAGGAGGAGAUGGACUGUUUACCUUUAAAUUUGGGAAUGAUUGCAGCGUACUAUUACAUCAAUUACACAACAAUAGAAUUAUUCAGCUUAUCACUAAAUAACAAAACGAAGAUACGCGGAUUAUUGGAGAUAAUAUCGUCCGCAGCAGAAUACGAAGACAUUCCGGUAAGACAUCGCGAAGAUAAUCUACUUAGGAGUCUUUCGCAACGCUUACCCAACAAGUUAACGAGCGCCAGUGGUGGACAACCUAAAUUUAACGAUCCGCACAUCAAAACGAAUUUGUUACUGCAGGCACAUUUGUGUCGUAUACAGCUCGGCGCAGAAUUACAGGGCGAUACUGAGAUAGUGUUGGGAAAGGCGAUUCGACUAAUACAAGCUUGUGUUGAUGUACUGAGUUCGAACGGUUGGCUGUCACCUGCAGUUGCCGCUAUGGAAUUGGCACAAAUGGUUACUCAGGCAAUGUGGAGCAAAGAUUCUUAUUUGAAACAGUUACCACAUUUCAAUGCGGAUAUCAUUAAGAGAUGCUCAGAUAAGGGUGUCGAAACCGUAUUUGACAUAAUGGAGUUAGAAGAUGAAGAUCGGUCCAAAUUAUUACAGCUUAGUGAUACACAAAUGGCAGAUGUUGCAAGAUUUUGUAAUCGAUAUCCUAACAUCGAGUUAAGUUAUGAAGUUUUGGAUAAAGACCGUAUUCAUUCUGGCUCAUCAGUACACGUGGCCGUACAAUUGGAGAGAGAAGAUGAGGUAAACGGACCAGUCAUUGCACCAUUUUUCCCUCAGAAAAGAGAAGAAGGAUGGUGGGUUGUUAUUGGAGAUCCGAAGAGUAAUUCACUGUUGUCAAUCAAAAGACUAACUUUACAGCAGAAGGCAAGGAUAAAAUUGGAUUUUGUUGCUCCUAGUCCUGGGCAUCAUAGCUACACUUUGUAUUUUAUGAGUGAUGCAUAUUUAGGAUGUGAUCAGGAGUAUAAAUUUACCAUUGAUGUUGGUGAUUUUGAGUCGAGUGGUAGUGAAUCGGAGUAAUUAUUUCUGUAAUUAAAUAGAUUUAUCGUUUAUUU